AUACACUUUUGCUGUCAUACUGUUCUACGGCACAACUGUCAACUGUGUUUGGCUGGAAAACAAUUGGACGCACAGACGCAAUUUGGCAGCGGAAAGUGCUUGCAACAAUAUUUUAAUAUUUUUAGUAGUGUAUCUAUUGCAUUUUACGUUAAUACACGCUACAAAACAUUGUGCCGUGAAGAACACGAUCCAAGGAAAGUGCAGUGACGAUAGCGUGAACGGUGCACUGGUAUUAUUACCGUUUGCCGCUGUACUAAACCAACCACAAACAUGGAUCAGAUGCUGCCCAGUCCGGGAUUUUCGAUCCCGAGCAUCGGUACGCCGCUGCACCAGCCGGAAGAGGACCAGCAGAUUCUUCCGCACGCCUACCAGCAGCAGCAAUCCAUGCCGAACAUGACACCGAUGGGUGGCCUUAGCUCUAGCAACUACACAAUGCCGGCUAUCGGUUCGUCGUCCGGCAAGAGCAUGCACACGUACGCUCCGAGCUUCUCCGCCCCACAGAACAUGAUCCAGCCACAGACACCGCAAAGUCUAAUGUCUCCGAUGGUACCGAUGACGGAAUCGAAGGCCGCUGCUACGCCCAGCCAAACACAGGGCAGCGGUGGCAGCGUCCGGGAUCCGGAAAACAUUGGCAGUGUAAAUAUCCACCAGACGAUGGGCCCCGCCACACCGAUGACGCCGAUGACACCGAGCGAACCGGCCAUCCUACCACAGCUACAAAACAUCGUCUCGACGGUGAACUUAAGCUGCAAGCUCGAUCUCAAGAAAAUUGCCCUGCACGCUCGUAACGCCGAGUACAAUCCGAAACGGUUCGCCGCGGUCAUUAUGCGCAUUCGGGAACCGCGUACCACCGCACUGAUUUUCUCCUCCGGCAAGAUGGUGUGCACCGGGGCGAAAAGUGAGGACGAUUCGCGGCUGGCAGCGCGCAAAUACGCUCGCAUCAUUCAGAAGCUGGGCUUUACGGCCAAAUUCCUUGACUUCAAAGUACAAAACAUGGUCGGCAGCUGUGACGUGCGGUUUCCGAUUCGGCUCGAAGGGCUGGUGCUGACGCACGGACGGUUCAGCUCGUACGAGCCGGAACUGUUCCCCGGGCUCAUCUACCGUAUGGUGAAACCGCGUAUCGUACUGCUGAUCUUCGUGUCCGGUAAGGUUGUGCUAACGGGUGCCAAAGUGCGGCAGGAGAUCUACGAUGCGUUCGAGAACAUCUACCCGAUUCUGAAGAGCUUCAAAAAGCAGUAGUUUGCUCGUAAGGUCACUUUUGACAAUCGUUGUGUUUUUUUUUUUAAUUAAUUAUGAUUAAUCGCCGCGAUUAUCAGCAGCGUAAAGUGUAAGGAACGUACGAGGAGAAGUUUUCAAAUAAAAAGACAAAGCUGCAAGCCACCAUAUCCACGGCUUAACGGUUGUCUGCUUGUUUGUAGCUAAUAA
Molecule: messenger RNA, 1425 nt
Organism: Anopheles stephensi (Asian malaria mosquito)
Lineage: Eukaryota; Metazoa; Arthropoda; Insecta; Diptera; Culicidae
Gene: Tbp
Product: TATA-box-binding protein 2
Exons: 3
Coding region: 271-1239 (322 amino acids)
Biological process (GO): DNA-templated transcription initiation
Molecular function (GO): DNA binding; RNA polymerase II general transcription initiation factor activity
Source: RefSeq, a predicted model, not a curated record